UGGUGGAGUGCACCCAGGCCUUGGGUGGGAGGUGGGAGAGGCCGAGCACAACCAGUUGCUUUUAUAACUUUUUCUUCCUGAAGGGUCACUGCUGGAAAAAACCCCUUGGGGAGUUUAAAGCGGAAAGAGAGCGACCACUUUUUGCAGACCUAUUAUGUGCGUCCUAAAUGUCCUCAUUUAAUCUUUGCAGUAAUCCUUCGAGUUCGCUGUUAAUCCUUCCUAUUACUCUCCCAAAUCCCUUAAGAGGGCACUUGAUGGACUGCCGGUUUUCGUGGUUCCGGGUUUUAACUGAAUGCACACACUGACUAGUCUCCUCUUUUACAGACAAAACUUCCCUGCGAUUGCCUUUGUUUACAUGAACUUGCCUUUAAAAAUAGCCUUUCAUUUAUUUCUUUGGUCUAUUUCUUUCCAUCAAGAGCCACCCUCAGAAUUGGCAGCGUGAACGCAGACGCCUCGGAGCCACCGAGAGGAGGAUGAGUCCCUGGAGCUGGUUCCUGCUGCCGACCCUCUGCCUCCUGCCCGCGAGCGCAGCCCCUCCGCGCGGCGCGCCCGCCUCCGCCAACUGCAAGCUCAAGGCCCAACAAAAUGAGUUGAAUUCCUUCUUGUGGACCAUAAAGCGAGACCCGCUGUCUUACUUCUCUGGCACGAUCCAUGUCCCGUACACCCGGGUUUGGGACUUCAUCCCGGACACCUCCAAGGAUGCUUUUCAGCAGAGCAGCAUCGUGUACUUUGAGCUGGACCUCACGGACCCUUACACUAUCUCGGCCCUCACCAGCUGUCAGACGCUGCCGCGAGGUGAGAACCUCCAGGACGUGCUCCCCAGGGACAUUUACGGCCGCCUUAAGCGCCACCUUGAGUACGUCAAGCUCAUGAUGCCCUCGUGGAUGACGCCUGACCAGCAUGGUAAGGGUCUCUACGCAGACUACCUGCCACCUGCCCAGACUUACAGUCUGAUUUGCUGAGGGAGUUCCUGCUGCUCCCUAGUCAUAAAUUCCAAUAAAAGCAAGCGAUCAUAUCUUUGAGACUGACCAUAUUUUCCAUAAUUGAGAUGGAAUGUGCUUGAAGAUGGAGAUCUUAAUACAAAUGAAAUUAUUUACAGAACAGAAACAGACUCACAAACGUAGAAAACAAACAGUUCCCAAAGGGGGAAGGAGGGAGGGGAUAAAUUGGGAUCUUGGGAUAAGCAGAUAUGCAUUACUGUAUAUAAAAUAAACAACAAGGACCUACUGUAUAGCACAGGGAAUUAUAUUCAAUAUCUUGUAAUAAUCUAUAAUGGAAAAGAAUCUAAAGAAGAAUAUAUAGAUAUGUAUGUGUAACUAAAUCACUUCGCUGUAUGCCUAAA
Messenger RNA from Lagenorhynchus albirostris (white-beaked dolphin), 1342 nucleotides. Its product is annotated as metalloprotease TIKI1-like. The record is from RefSeq and is a predicted model, not a curated record. The transcript has 3 exons. Gene Ontology annotation, molecular function: metalloendopeptidase activity. Bases 474 to 962 code for a protein of 162 amino acids. NCBI's taxonomy places the organism in Eukaryota, Metazoa, Chordata, Mammalia, Artiodactyla, Delphinidae. Gene Ontology annotation, cellular component: membrane. Gene Ontology annotation, biological process: negative regulation of Wnt signaling pathway.